Molecule: messenger RNA, 2487 nt
Organism: Catharus ustulatus (Swainson's thrush)
Lineage: Eukaryota; Metazoa; Chordata; Aves; Passeriformes; Turdidae
Gene: TAF8
Product: TATA-box binding protein associated factor 8
Exons: 8
Coding region: 1-939 (312 amino acids)
Biological process (GO): transcription initiation at RNA polymerase II promoter
Cellular component (GO): transcription factor TFIID complex
Molecular function (GO): protein heterodimerization activity
Source: RefSeq, a predicted model, not a curated record
AUGCGCACAGCUCCAUAUGGCUCCAAGAUGGCUGACACAGCGACCGGGGGCUCCGGCACGCGGGCGGGCAGCAAGCAGGCGGGCACUCCUGCGGACAAUUACCACCUGGCGCGGCGCCGCACGCUGCAGGUGGUGGUGAGCUCGCUGCUGACCGAGGCCGGCUUCGAGAGCGCCGAGAAGGCCGCAGUGGAGACGCUCACCGAGAUGAUCCAGAGCUAUAUUUCAGAAAUUGGGAGGAGUGCCAAGUCCUACUGCGAGCACACAGCCAGGACCCAGCCCACGCUGUCGGACAUCGUGGUGACCCUCGUGGAAAUGGGGUUCAAUGUGGAAACUCUUCCUGCCUAUGCCAAGCGUUCCCAGAGGAUGGUGAUCACUGCCCCUCCAGUGACAAACCAGCCUGUGACCCCCAAAGCCCUGACAGCUGGGCAGAACAAGCCUCAUCCACCCCACAUUCCCGGGCACUUCCCUGAGUUCCCAGAUCCUCACACGUACAUCAAGACACCAACGUACCGGGAGCCGGUGUCCGACUACCAGGUGCUGCGGGAGAAGGCGGCGUCGCAGCGCCGGGACGUGGAGAGGGCCCUGACCCGCUUCAUGGCCAAGACUGGAGAGACACAGAGCCUCUUCAAGGAUGAUGUCAGCACCUUCCCACUGAUUGCUGCCAGGCCUUUCACUGUGCCCUACCUGACAGCUCUGCUGCCCUCUGAGCUGGAGAUGCAGCAGAUGGAGGAGACGGAUUCCUCGGAGCAGGACGAGCAGACGGACACCGAGAACCUCCCCCUGCACAUGAGCACGGAUGAUGCAGGACCUGAGAAGGAGAACACCUCAGUGCUGCAGCAGAACAGCUCCCUGGCAGGCAGCAGGAACGGGGAGGAGAACGUGAUCGACAAUCCCUACCUGCGACCCGUUAAAAAACCCAAAAUCCGCAGGAAGAAGUGAAGAGGGGCUGAAAUUCCUUUGGCUGCUCUGAGAAACACCCAGGGGUCAGGAGAGGAUCUCUCUGCAUGGUGAACUCCACUCCCAUCCUGCUUUUCUGUGCUCACUGCUCCAGGAAAACCACUUGGGAAUUGUCUGCAGGACUCUGAUUUCCAGAUCAAAGUGGGGAGGAUUUGUUUGCUCAAGAGCUGAAGGACCCAGGGCUUGGAUUUGGAGGGCACAGGAGCUGGAGCUGUGGGACACAGGGAUUGGAUUUGGAUUUGGAUUUGGAUUUGGAUCUGGAUUUGGAUCUGGAUUUGGAUUUGGAUCUGGAUUUGGAUCUGGAUUUGGAGGACACGAGCUGGAGCUAUGGGACACAGGGAUUGAAUUUGAAUUUGGAUUUCAAUUUGGAUUUGGAUUUCAAUUUGGAGGACACAGGAGCUGGAGCUAUGGGACACAGGGAUUGAAUUUGAAUUUGGAUUUCAGUUUGGAUUUGGAUUUCCAUUUGGAGGACACAGGGGCUGCAGCUAUGGCAAAGGGAUUUUCCUGCUCCCACCUCCCAGCAGAACACAUUUUUAUCCUGGCAGGCUGGAUAAAAAACUUCCAUCAACCCUCAAAUCCAAGGAAUGUGUAUUAGCAAAGAAACCUCCCAGGGAGGUUCCUCCUUUCGCGUUCUUGGCAGGUGAAAAGCAAACAAAUCUUUUCUUUUAUAACCUGAAGGUUUUUGGUGUGCUGGUAAAGGAGUGAGGUGUAAAUCCAGAGCUCCAAGGACAUUUUAUUUCCACUUUGCAGCUGUGCUGGGGACUGAAAACCCCAAGUUUGAGAGAAAACCCUGAGAUGGUUUUCCUGUCCCAGCUGCUUCGGGCUCAUUGCAGUUCAUUCUUGUUUUCCACACAGCUCAAAUCCUUGCAGAGUUUUCCCUCCUUCCCCAGUUGCUUUGGAAGUUGGAAAAUGGAACAAAGCUGCACUGAUGGCAGCAGUGCUUUUAUCACUAAAAGUUGAUUUUUUAACCUGCUUUAUUUCACCCCUUUAUUUUUAUGGCAGUGUUGUCAUUAUUGCUGGUUCUGGAGGGCUUUGCUUUCUUUUUCCCUCAGUAUUUUCUUAGAUAGAAUAUGGGUUAAAUUUCCAUGAGAAAAUGCUCCUGUGGUUUGGUCCAAUCUUCCAAGAAUUCCAAGUUCACCUCCAUGCAGUUAAAAGGAUCCUCCCUCUUCCCCCAUCACCCAGGAAGGAUGAAAAUAAAAAGAAGUUAUUUUUUUUCAAUGAUCUCCUGCCAAAUAAUCUGAAAUUAAAUCUCAAUCCCUCCCCAACGUGUGCCACUGUCACUUCUGCUGGUGCCUUGCUUGUACAGAAUGACAAAUGUACAGACACACCCUGUAUAUGUUUGUAUAUAUCCAAAGGUUUUAUCUUUUUUUAACUUUUCUUUUUUUUUUCUGCAAGGAGAAAAAUCCCUUGCUGGGUAGGGGAAAAAAAAAAAGUGGAAUGAAAAUUGUAGUUUUUAUGUUCAUAAUAAAAGAAAUUUUAUCUCCUUAUGAGAAAAUUGUAAUUUUUAUGUUCAUAAUAAAAGAAAUUUUA